AUGCCCCCUUUACUCAGUGCCAUUACUGGUGUUUUGAUGAUGCACCAGUCAUUUGGGGAUACAGCAAUUGAUUUGCUGGGUGCUAUUGGCAUUGUGGAUCCCAAACAGGGAGUGCCACUGCUGUUAGCAAUUCUAUUUUACAGUAACAUCUUCACCAGAAAAGACAUUACUUACCAGAAUGUGUUGCCGAAACUUCUGUCAUUGCUUCCAUCACUCGCUUCACAUUUUGUGAUGAUUCCCCUCAUAAUUCAGACAAUCUUGCCAAUGGUUCAGAAAGAUGGAAACCCGGUGUUUGCCGAGUUAGAGGCAAGCAGAGUUGAUGAACGAAUUUUUGUAGUCAUUGGUGUUGGCAUGGAUGAUGCUGAUGUAGAGAUUUUAUCUGCUCCUUUUGUCCUGAAGGCAAUAUUGCUUCCAAAGGGGUUUACUGAAUUCAAAUCUGAGAGAAAUAUCUUAAUAAGUUUGGCUGCCUCCAUUCGGGAUGUUUGCCAAAAAAACCCUGAUAGGGGAGUGGACCUUAUCUUGUCUGUUUCGGCUUGCAUUGAGAGCCAAGAUCAUAUAAUUAAAGCUCUUGGAUUUCAGAGCCUCGCACAUCUAUGUGAAGCUGACGUAAUUGGUAAUCCUGAUUCUGUUUUAAAAUCCAAUCCUGUUCCAUUUCCAAUUUAUAUCUCAGACAUAGCUAGAUUUGAAAAUUUCUUAGAAGCUGUGGCUGGAAUGGAGGUGCUUUGCGCUUGCUUAGAGAAUCUGAAGCUCCUCUGCAGAAAGUUCUGGAAUGAUCCUGAGCUUCUUUAUCCCCAAGUUUUUGAUACUUCUCAAGAUGGAUAUUUUUAUACUGCCUGGGAUGUCAUUGGUAAGCAUGCGGUGGACUACACGAUAGACCCGGUUCUUGCACAAAGAUCAUACCAAAAGGAAGGUGAGGCUAGCAUAUGCCUCCUUCUCAAAUGGGGUGCAAUGGAUGCUGAAGCAUAUUCCGAAGCUUCGAGUAAUGUUUUACAAAUUUUAUGGGGUAUUGCUACUGCCAUACAUGUCAGUAAAGCACCUGAGUGGGCAAAGGCAAGGAUCUUUGCCAUUGAGGCCCUGAGCCAAUAUGAGGUUACAGAUAUACAAAUAGGAAUUCCAGAUUUUAAGAGAGUGAACACAGAUUUGCUUUUAUGUGAGACGAAUCUUGAUAUACUCACGGCUAUGGAAGGAUUUCAAGAAUCGGCGAAGGUUGGUGAAGGAAAAAAAGUUGCUGGAAGUAAGAUUGAGAAGUUGCUGAAUGUAUUUCCACAGGUUCUAUUUCCUUCAGGCCCUGAUGCAGAAAUAUUAGAUUCAUCAGAGAUGGAUCAUAUUGUUUGGCAAAUUCAGGAAUCUAGCAGACAAAGGAAUCUAGCAGACAAGGGUGGUUGCCCUUUCUUAAAGGUGACUGCCGCAAGCCUUCUUCAUGCGGAGUUCGUGUUCCUCUACAAGUACAUAUGUUGGACAAAAGGUAGUGCUGGACAAUUACCCGGGGCAGCUCUACUAUGCCUUUCCUUGACCCCUAAAGAUGUGAACAAUCGAUGCCUGUCAAGAGUAUCACAAGAUGUCCAUGCUGGAUAUGAGAGUGCACUGGUUGAAAUAGCUGCUUCUCUUCAAUUAUCAAGAAAUAUUUUCAUUGCCCUUCUUUCAUUGCAAUCUUGGAAGUCCUUCAUGUGGCGUUGGAUGAGGGCAAAUAUUUCAACCCUUGAUGCUAAAGCAUUAUCUGUUUCAUUAGAUAGAACUUCUAAAGCUGCUACUGAUAUCCUGAAGAGUGUGAUGCGACUUGCCGAAGAGUCUAUCCCAAGUUCUGCUGAAAAUAUUGCUCUGGCUGUUGGUGCACUCUGUGUGGUGUUGCCUCCGUCUACCCAUACUGUUAAAUCAACUGCUUCGAAGUUUCUGCUAAACUGGUUGUUCCAGAAUGAGCAUGAUCAUCGCCAAUGGUCAGCCGCAAUAUCUCUUGGAUUGGUUUCAGGUUGUCUUCAUGUAACUGAUAACAAGCAGAAAUUUGAAAAUAUCACUGGACUUAUAAAGGUUUUGCAUGGCAGCAAAAGCAUCCUGGUCAAAGGAGCUUGUGGGCUUAGCUUGGGCUUUGCAUGCCAAGAUCUUCUUACCAGGGUUGAAGCUGCUGAUAAUGUUGGCUUCGAGAAAGAAAAGUACAAAGCUCAGGAGGUUGACUUAUUAGGGAAGAUUCUUAGGACAUUACUUCUGAUGACAAGCCAGCUCAGUAUUACUUCAUAUGAUAUUCUAGAAAGUCUGUCUCCAUAUUUCAGCAUGGGUGCUAACAAUAUGGAAACCAAUUUGACAUCUGACUCAUCGCUUGAGAAGUGUGAUGACUUGGAGGAAGAUCCUUGGGGUGUUGCUGGUCUUGUCCUUGGCUUGGGGAGCUCUUUCAAUGCAAUAUAUAGAGCUGGGGCUCAUGAUGCAAUGCUUAAGAUAAAGGACUUGAUUAUAUCAUGGAUCCCACAUGUAAACGCUCGGGUAACAAACUCUUCUUUUUCUAGUGAAAGAAUGGUGAAAGCUUUAUCAGUAGGAUCCUGUCUUGCACUUCCCAGCAUUGUGGCAUUCUGCCGGAGAGUGGAAAUGAUCAAUGAUAAUGAGCUGGAUUAUCUAUUGAAGGGCUACCAUGAGCUCAUAUCUGAGUUAUUAUCUGUUAAAAAAUCUGGUACUUUCCAUCAGAGCUUGAUGUUGGCAUCAUGUGUUGGUGCGGGCAGCCUUCUCGCUUGCAUUUCGAAUGAAGGUGUGCACCCUCUUGAAGUUGAAUGUGUAAAAGGUUUACUGGAGAUGUUUAGAAAAUGCUACUCUAGUUCUGGCCCUCCUAUCAUCCAUUUGGGUGGGAUGCUUGGAGUAUUUAAUGCAAUGGGAGCUGGUGCUGGAAUUUUGGUUCAUGCCCAUCACUUCUCAGCCUCAAUGAAGACUGCUUGUGAACAAAAGGAAUCUUCUCAUAUUUUGGGCCCUUUACUUUCAAGCCCUAUUUGUGAGCCAUUUUUGACAACAUUGGUGCAAGAGAUAUUUCUCAUUGCACAAAAUUCUGAUGAUCUUCAAAUGCAACAAAAUGCAGCUUGGGCGGUUUCAUUCCUUCGAAAUGGUUUGUGGUCAAAGGAACUUCUAAAUGCUGAAAGCAAUGAUCACACUGAUGUUGCUGCAGGGACUGUUGCACAUGUGGGCACUGUUGUAACUGUUUUAAGAUGUCUUUCCCGAGCUCCUAGAUUGCCAACAGUGGAUUGGGGAUUGAUUAUUAGACGCUGCAUGAGAUAUGAGGCUCAAGUAUCUGAGGUGUUUUUGCCAGAUUCAGCUCUUAAGAGGGAGUCCUUCGGGAGGAAUGUUCAGGAUGCUAGAGCUGAAUCUGCAGUCCUGUCUGCUCUUUCAUCUUGCAGGCCUCAUAAAAGGCAUAGCCCUGAUCAGAAGAGCUCAUUGAGAAUCUCGUGCUGGAAGGGUCUCUCUCAGUGUCUAGAAGAAGCUGUCCUCAGCUCUGUAGAGUACAUAUCAAACCUUGUAAAGUGCAUAGAGGUGUUGUUUCACUUAUUGCCUGCAUCAGAAUCUACUGUCUUCACAGGAGUGGAUCUGCCAAACUCUGCAGAGGAAUGGUGUGUGGCUGUUCAAUGCUUAGCAAAGGCUCAAGAGGAUUGGUUAUUGUAUUUCCUGCAGGUUCCACUAGGGAAUUUUGUGCAAGGAGGAAGCCAUUCAAAUGAAGUCCUAAAGAAGAUUCUAGCAAAAGUGAAGCUAGUUAGGAUGGGUUCCAUCCCGUUAACUGAGCUUGGAAGACUAAAAGCUUGUGUGUUGAACUCUAAAUCAAAGGGUCUUUGGAAUUUACAUGCGGAAGUUGUAGCAGCUUUGCAAUAUGCAGAUGGAAGUGUCAAAAGACAGUGGCUUGUUGAUGCUGUGGAAAUUAGCUGUGUCUCGAUCUAUCCCUCCACAGCACUGCAGUUUCUAGGUCUGCUAUCUGGUAGCUGUUGCAAAUAUGUGCCUCUUCUGACUGUGGAUGAGUUAUCCGUGUUGAGUGAUCUACCGGUUACCCUCCCUUCCCUUGUGACCGAACCUAGUUGGGAAGUUGUUGCAGAAUCCAUUGUUUCUAACCUUUGGACAUCAACAGAACGCAUAUACAGCUGGGUUACUGACAAAGCACUCCCUGACAAUGCACCUAGCUCACAACCUAUUGAUGAAAGUGAAAAGGAUAUUGCCUCUUUUCUGUUGCGUGUGAUGUAUCAUACCUGUACAUCUUUAAAACAGUAUUUGCCUCUGGAGAAGCAGCUUACGCUUGCCAAUAUGCUUGUCCCUUGA
Messenger RNA from Dovyalis caffra, 4272 nucleotides. NCBI's taxonomy places the organism in Eukaryota, Viridiplantae, Streptophyta, Magnoliopsida, Malpighiales, Salicaceae. The record is from the annotation of a GenBank genome assembly.